AAAAUUUGUUGCAAAAUAAUAAAUAAAUACAAAGCGCAAUGGACGAUGCAAUGGAUAUGUCGCUGGACGACUACAUAAACAGUUUCAAACAGUCGAAGGCCGACCAAAAGUCUAGUUUAAACAACAGCAAUCGUUCUGAAGAAUCUAAAUUCAAAGAAGGCAGACGUGAACAAGACGACGAUGAAGUUGACGACGAAUUGACUUUGGAUUGCCAAGAAGAUGAUUAUGUUUCCCUGGCUCUUAAGAAAACUGAUUUACUGUUAGACGAAACCGAAAGUGUGGAGCCAAACGACUUGCGAAAUAAGCUUGUUGGUCGAUUCCCAAAAUCGUCCCAGCAAUGGCGUCUAAUGCAACCUAAUAUAAUGAAUGUUCGUCCAGCGGGUAUGCCUCCUCUGGUUCCAUCAGAUGCUCCACAAAACAGCUUGAAUGGAAACGGAAAUCGAAGUAAUUGGCGAAAUUACAACCAUAGGUAUCGCCGCAAUAACUCGAACAAUAAUAACAAUUGGAAUAAUAAUAACAACCAACGUAAUAACCAAGCAAACGGCAGAAUUCAACGUUUCAAUUCUUCUAACAAAACCAAUUUGAAUAGCAAAAACAUCAAAAUCGUUUUGGAGCAACUCAAACAACGCAAUCCGAUGAUUCUUUACUCGUCUGCUGGUACUCCAGACUUAACCAUUGAAUCCACAAUUAAUAACCGUCAAAACUCCAGUGGGUUCACAAAUUUCUCCAUUCCAAAGAUUAUGAAAGCAGAGACAAGCACGCAAUCACACGCAAUGUUGGAAUCCGCAGAUAAUUCGCAAUCGAAAGGUUCAGAAGCUAUUAAAAGCCUAUUGGGGGUAAGUGAAAUUGGUAUUCGAAAUGAUAUGAUGCCAGCAUUAGCUGGAAGAUUGCUAGACUUCUUAAACGGAACUAACCCAACAAUUCAUAAACCGAUCUAUGACAUGAAAAUUCAGAAAGAGAUUCAUGAAAUCCAGAAAAAACCUCUUCUAUAUAAAUGCCCUGGAGGUGAAGUAGUCAGUUCCGAUGGUGCAGGAGUUCCCGACUGUAAAAUUCAACCGAAGGUAUCAGGUAUCUCACUUAACAAUAGAUUUGCUUAAUCAUACGAUUCAUCAUAAAGAUUAUCACGUUUAAAUUCAAAUGAAAUCGAUUAUUUUUUUCAUUCUCUCAGUAUAUUUUAAGUUUCGGACUUUUUUCUUAAAAAUUAAAAAUUUCUUAAGAUCUAUGUAUACUUUAAAAUAAAAGUACA
This is a messenger RNA of Eupeodes corollae, 1246 nucleotides long. RefSeq lists its product as uncharacterized. The record is from RefSeq and is a predicted model, not a curated record. The transcript is spliced from 4 exons. The coding region runs from base 39 to 1097 and encodes 352 amino acids. NCBI's taxonomy places the organism in Eukaryota, Metazoa, Arthropoda, Insecta, Diptera, Syrphidae.